CGUUGUUUCCAAGAGCCGGUGUCUGACGGAGGCAUUUGCUCUACUCACCCGGUCUUCUCUGUUUAUAUCGCUAACUGUUUACAAAACAUUGUGCGGGGAGCAUCAGUGAUCGCUUCUAUCCGGAUGAGAGGAUUCUUACCGCGUUUUUGUUCCUGCCAAGUGGACUUUAAGCUCUAUGCCGGAGACGGAAGAGUCGCAUUAACGGGAUAAAACAAAUUGCUGUUCUGAACCAAAACAAGAAGGCAGAAGAAGACGUCGCUCGCCUGUGGUGGAUAUCUUUAAAGGAAUGCUGCUGUCCAAGCUCAAUUCUCUGGCCCACAUCUCCACCGUAGACAUGCCGGCGAAAAUCCAGCUCCAAGUUCAUCAAGUGAAGGAGAGGGAGCCUUUCGAGAAGCUGUAUCAGGUCGGCGCGGUGCUGGGCAGCGGCGGCUUCGGCACCGUGUACUCCGGUACGAGGAUAGCCGACGGGGCUCCGGUUGCUGUCAAGCAUGUGGCCAAGGACAGAGUCUCCGAGUGGGGAGAGCUGCCUAAUGGCUCCCGGGUCCCUAUGGAGAUUGUGCUGUUGAAGAAAGUCGGGACUGGUUUCCGCGGCGUUAUCAAAAUGCUGGACUGGUUCGAGCGACCGGACAGCUUCAUCAUCGUGAUGGAGAGGCCCGAAAACGUCAAAGACCUGUUCGACUUCAUCACGGAGAAAGGUGCCUUACCGGAGGAGCUGGCGCGCAGCUUUUUCCGCCAGGUGCUGGAGGCGGUGCGGCACUGCCACAACUGCGGCGUGGUGCACCGGGACAUCAAAGACGAGAACAUCCUCAUCGACCUCCGCACCGGAGAGAUGAAGCUCAUCGACUUUGGAUCUGGAGCCCUGCUGAAAGACACCAUCUACACAGACUUUGAUGGCACAAGAGUCUACAGCCCGCCAGAGUGGAUCAAAUAUCAUCGCUAUCAUGGACGCUCUGCCACAGUGUGGUCCCUGGGUGUCCUGCUCUAUGACAUGGUGUGCGGGGACAUUCCAUUUGAACAUGACGAGGAGAUCACAAGGGGGCAGGUCCUCUUCCGGAGAAGAAUCUCCACAGAAUGCCAGCAGCUGAUCAAGUGGUGUCUGUCUCUGCGGCCAGCCGACCGUCCAUCCUUCGAGGACAUCAUCAAUCACUCGUGGAUGCAGAGCACAUCUUCCUCUUUAAUCCCAUCCACGGUGCAGACGGAGAAGACGACCACAGAGAUCAGGCUGCACAGCAUCAGCCACGAGCCCUCAGCCUUCACACCCACGCCUGUGGCUGUGGCGCAGUGAUGGAGGUUCAGGUCCGAACUGGACUGCACUGACUCAAGAGACUUAUGUAACAGACUUGAAGCAGAAAUGAGGCGAGGGCAGCGCACAGGCCGAUGAUCCUGACACAAGCAAGAGAAAGGUGUAAAGGACUAAACGCGGAGGAAACCGAUCACGUCUCGGUUUCUGGCAGGCUGGACCCUCUCCGCCCUCACCACCCCGACUACUUGAUUUCCCAGCCGUUGACCCACAUCAGCGUCAAAACAUCAUCCUCGCUGGAUCUAGAUAACGGGUGUUUAUCAGUCUGUAGGACAGCAUGCUCUGUAUGCACGGACACCUGCAAGUACAGUACAUGUGCUCACUAUUCUGCUCAGUGGCAAGCAGGACAGUCUGUGUUAUGUAACCUCUCGCUGCAGCGUACUCUGCUCCCUUCCCCGUGUUCUCUCUGUCACAGCAGAGCGGGGACAAGCAGAGGCCUCGGCGACGAGGAGUUGUCAAAAAAAGUGCCUUCUGUGAGAUUGUUGGGGGGACCCUGAAAAUACUUGAAUUUGUGAAAGCAGAAAAGGCUCUUCUUCUCAAAGACCUUUUGUUUUUGCUCCUUACUCUGUACAAGGCUUUAUAUUGUUCGUUGCUGUUUUUCUUUUCCUCUCAUGGGCCUAGAUCAGUAAAGCCUAUGCCAUUAUACAACCA
Molecule: messenger RNA, 1951 nt
Organism: Plectropomus leopardus (leopard coralgrouper)
Lineage: Eukaryota; Metazoa; Chordata; Actinopteri; Perciformes; Serranidae
Gene: pim1
Product: Pim-1 proto-oncogene, serine/threonine kinase
Biological process (GO): protein autophosphorylation; negative regulation of apoptotic process
Cellular component (GO): cytoplasm
Molecular function (GO): ATP binding; protein serine/threonine kinase activity
Source: RefSeq, a predicted model, not a curated record